Molecule: messenger RNA, 1749 nt
Organism: Diprion similis
Lineage: Eukaryota; Metazoa; Arthropoda; Insecta; Hymenoptera; Diprionidae
Product: tol-Pal system protein TolA-like
Exons: 4
Coding region: 671-1552 (293 amino acids)
Source: RefSeq, a predicted model, not a curated record
CCGCGUCCAUCGCCGAUUUGACGUUGGACUGAGCCUGCUGCAAUGACACGCCCUCCUCUUGCACCACCGACUCUGCCUCCUUCACCUCACCCUUAAGCUGGUCUACUAUCGCCUCUUUUCCCGAGAGGGCUGCUUCCGCCGCCUUAGCUGCCUGAACCGCUUUCUCGGCGAGCUGGACCUUCACCUUAACGUUAUCUUCACCCACCUGAUGUGCAGCCUGUUGCCCAGCGAUGUUUUGGGCGUCGGAAGCAGCUUUUGCUUCCUGGGCAGCCUUCUGGGCGAUGCUGGAUGCCUUUUCACUCUGUUUUUUGUGCGCGUCGAUGGAACCAGCUUCGGAAUUUAUGGAACUCUAGAAAAGGGAACACGAGCCCUGGUUUCGUAAGAUGGAAGUAACGACACGGUCCAAGAUCGACGAAAAGUCGAUUAAUCUUGGAUCACAAGCUGACCUCCCUUCCUCGUGGUCUCCACCUCCCUCCCCGACAUUGAAGGGGGAACACAAGACGUCUGUAUAGCAUGGACCAGGCAGCACUGACCAAGUCAAGAGGUAUAAGAGGUCCGAUUGCCGAGUGCACAAGCAUCAGUUCUCAGCCCUCUUCCGGAGCAUAGACAGCUCCAUUUACCAAGCUAGCAACAAGUGUGGUUAACCCUUAGCAGUCCGAUAUCCCUCGAGAUGAAGGUCUUCCUGGUGAUCGCGUGCGUGAUCGGCAUGGCCCUGAGCGGCCCGAGCAAACGGCAGCAGCAGUUGGAGGCGGAGCAGCUCGAGGCAGAGGCCUACGAAUACGACUACGGAAGUGAGCCAUCAGCCUCACACUACGCAGACGCCGCAGUGGCGGCCAGCCACGGCCACGGCCACGGCCAUGGACACGGGCACGGCCACGGCCACGUGGGCUAUAGCUCAGGGGGUGGUUUGGUGAGCAUAGCUCAGGGGGCGGCGGACCAGGCACACAACCAGGUAGCAAACCAGCACAGCGCAGCCGGCCAAGCAGCCUACGUGGCGAAGAACACACUGGCCCAAGCUGCGGCCCAAUCAGCGGCCACAGCGGCGGCCGCACUCGCUGGAAAGCAGAUAAUCCUCCUGGGUCUGGAACAGCAGUCAAGGGACGCUCACGUCGCCGUUGAGGGUGAGAAAAUGCAGCUCCAGCAGGCCCAGCGCGCCGCCACCGCUGCCCAGAACACCGCCCAGCAGGCGAUGCACCAGGUCCAAGUGAUCACAGCUGCUCUGAACGCCGCCCAGGCCACAGCCGACCACGCGGCCCAAGCUGCGGCCGAAGCUGCGGCCGAGCUUGCGGCCCAGACCGCCAUGGUAGGUCAGGCCAAGGCGCGCGCCGAGACCAUUGACGAACAGCUCCACGCUUCCAGGGUGGAUUUCGACGCUACGCAAUCCGCGGCGAACAAGGCUGCAGCGGCGGCUCAGACCGCGCAGAACAACGCGGCCGCGGCUGCGGCACACGCUGCAAGCGCGGCCAGCGCUGCGGCUGGACAUCAUCCCGCCAGUCUUCAUCAGGCCCCGCAGUUGGGGGACUCGCUAGAGUACAAGGGAUACCGGUACUAGGCGUUGUCAGGCCCUUGAUCGUCAACGCUUACCAUCUUUAUCACCGUACCAACCACGAUCUGGCCACUUAUGGCUUGUCACUUCUCAUCGAGUUGGGCGUCAUUUGUUACCCCGGUUUUUUAUACUGAUGAUGAUGUUGUCAUACCGACCACGUCGUUUUAAUUUUUCGGUGUUUUUUUUUUUUUGAAAAUUUUUUU